Archocentrus centrarchus (flier cichlid) is the source of this 4624-nucleotide messenger RNA. RefSeq names its product cGMP-inhibited 3',5'-cyclic phosphodiesterase A-like. The coding region runs from base 636 to 3749 and encodes 1037 amino acids. Gene Ontology annotation, molecular function: 3',5'-cyclic-nucleotide phosphodiesterase activity. Gene Ontology annotation, biological process: signal transduction. NCBI's taxonomy places the organism in Eukaryota, Metazoa, Chordata, Actinopteri, Cichliformes, Cichlidae. The transcript has 14 exons. The record is from RefSeq and is a predicted model, not a curated record.
GGGGGUGUGAAUGAGCUGAGACUCACGGCUGGUUAAAGAGCUGGUGACAAACACGCAAAACGCUGAGGAACAAUCUGGCGGACUCUCACUCGAGCACCUUAGAUUUCUCAGCAGCUUAUCCUCGAAAGUAACGGGAAACUCUGUGAUUUGAGGAGAAACCGAAAAGUGGAAAAACAAAUGGUUUAAAGCUGAAUGUUCGCGGAACCGGACGGAUCUUUUGCAAUGACUGCUACUGCUCCUGCUGCUGCUGCACGGGCCGUGGAGAUACAAAAGAACGAGAAUGACAGCACAAGUCAAAGAGACGACGCGCCACAAAGGAAGGCAAAGCAGGACUUGUGUGUGCAAAGAAGCGGUGCCCUAGAUUUGUAAAACAUCUGAGUUAUUCUGUCGUCCAUGCUCCUUUAAUGUUGUUUGGGGCAGCAGUUCCUCAUCCCGCACCUGGAAAAACAAAGAGAAAGCAUUCUCUGGCAGUGCAUCUCCGUGCGUAAAUGGAGAGACAUAUGUGCGUAUUCGCGGUGCUCUUUCCUUUGUGCUUACAAUAAAUUAUUCUUGUUUUGUCAUUCAUGUCCUGUCCCAUGACCACAUUAUUAUAGAUGCAUUAUAGACUUCCUCAUACUUCAUAUCUGCCAUGAGUGAUGGCGAUGCCUGCAGAAGCUUGCAGUACCGGUGCGCAGAGUAGCACUUAUGAAAGAAGCUUCAGCGCACCGGAUCGCAAUGGUUAUGUGAAAACAUGUGUCAUUCCACUGUGCCGAGACCGACACUAUGAGUCGUGGGUGAGACUAAUGUUCACAAAAAUAUGGAGUUCCCAAAGACUCCGGAAUGCGGUGUGUGUAGGGUCGCUUUCGGUUUUUCUCGCUCUGUUGGUCAAAUGUGCAGACUGGAAAGCUGAUGCCAGCAACAGCGCUGACAACAGACUCUCGCAUUCAUCGUCUCCCCUUCACUUCGUUUCAGGCUGCGCAGCAGAGCUGUUGCAAACUUGCUGGAGUGUGGUUUCGCCAUUGUUCACCCUUGUAUGUGCCUUCUUUUGGGUCGGUGUGUACUUAAUCCGUUGCGGGGUUCUAAUCCAGACCGCCAUCUCCCUCCUAACCUUGUGCCACCUGGGCGAAGUAGCGGCGUGGUCUCUUCUUGAUGGGACAGAUGAGCAGCUGUUUUCAUUCACGACAGCGGCCGUGGUUGUGCUCAUCUGCGUGGCCACCGGCGCACUCAUGGUAGUACGGUUGAAUCAGGGCAUAUCGGUGAUCGUUUUCAUCAACAUAGUCAGGACUAUCUCACUCUUCUCUCUGCACAAAGUGCGGGCCACUUGGAGACCAUACGUAGCGUACCUGGUUGGAGUGCUGGGCAUCCUGCUGGCGAGGUAUGCUGACAAGCUCCUUCCUAACCAAGGCAGACACAAGGAGGGCUGCACCCCUGUGACUGAAGCCAGGGAAGAGAUCCCUGUAUUUAAAAGGCGCAGGAGGUCCAGUUCUGUGAUAGCCUCAGACAUGGCACACAGUCAGUCCAACAGUAAGUCACAUCGCCGGACCUCUCUGCCAUGCAUCCAAAGAGACCAGAUGCUCCCCCGUUCCGAUUGGGACCACAAGAGAGGCUCCCGAGGAUCACAGUCAUCAGGCACAACUGUCAUGGUGGACAUAGCAGUGAUGGGAGAAGCCCAUGGACUAAUUACAGACCUGCUGGCUGACCCCUCUCUUCCACCCAACACCUGCACCUCACUGCGGGCCGUCAGCAACAUGCUUACCACGCAGCUCACUUUCCAGCCGCUGCACCGGCCACGCCCUGCCCCCUUGCAUAACCCCAGCGAUGCCUACACCUGCUCCGACUCAGAGGAGGGGCCCGAGAAAGGAGAGAAGACAUCAAUCCACAAGCGUCUGAGGCGGAGUCUCCACCCCGGCCUCCUGAGGAGGAUCUCUUCCACGUGGACCACCACCACAUCUGCCACAGGACUGCCCACGAUUGAGCCAGGGCCUGUCCGAAGGGACCGCAGUGCCAGCAUCAAACCCUACCAUGAAACGCUCACGUGCAGUUGUGGGAGACCAUACAUCAGACUGAGCCAUGGGGACGGCUCUAUAGACAAGGGAGACAGGAUACCACGUUCAGCGGAGGACCAAGUGGUUGUGUCAUCAGACUAUGACAGCACCCACGAAACCAACCACAGCGACAGCAGUGAUGUAGCACAUACAGAGGACAGCACAGAGGAAGGAAAAAACUCAUCCCAGAAUGUAAUCCUCCAUGCACUAAUACCUCCUGAGGACAAACCAAUCUUGGCACCAGAGCCUUUAAUAAUGGAGGAUCUGGAACCUCUGAUGAGUCACCUAAACAAUUGGAACUUCCCCAUCUUCAGUUUGAUGGAGAAGACCAAUGGGAAAUGUGGACGAAUCCUCAGUCAGGUGUCUUACAGGCUCUUUGAGGACACUGGCCUGUUUGAGACCUUUAAGAUCCCUGUAAAAGAAUUCAUGAACUACUUCCAUGCCCUCGAGAAUGGUUACAGAGACAUACCAUAUCACAACAGGGUCCAUGCCACAGAUGUGCUUCAUGCAGUCUGGUACCUCACAACGCAGCCUGUGCCUGGCCUGCCCAGCCUCAUUACUGACCACGGCUCUGCCAGUGACUCAGACUCCGACAGUGGAAUAACACACAGUCAUAUGGGCUUCCUGGUUUCAAAGACCUACACCGUGUCAGAAGACGGUUAUGGCUGCUUGUCGGGCCUCAUACCUGCUCUGGAGCUCAUGGCCCUUUACGUGGCUGCUGCAAUGCACGAUUAUGAUCACCCAGGUCGGACAAACGCUUUCCUCGUGGCCACCAGCGCCCCACAGGCAGUGCUCUACAAUGACCGCUCAGUUCUGGAAAACCACCACGCUGCAGCAGCCUGGAACCUCUUCUUGUCACAGCCAGAAUACAACUUCCUGGUCAAUCUGGACCAUGUGGAGUUCAAACGUUUCCGUUUCCUGGUCAUUGAGGCCAUACUGGCCACUGAUCUGAAGAAGCAUUUUGACUUCCUAGCUGAGUUCAAUGCCAAGGUAGGUGAUGAUCCAUCUACAGGUAUCGAUUGGUCUAAUGAGAAUGACAGGUUGCUGGUCUGCCAGAUGUGCAUCAAACUCGCUGAUAUAAAUGGGCCUCUGAAGUGCAAGGAGCUACAUCUGCAGUGGACAGAAGGCAUUGUCAAUGAAUUCUAUGAACAGGGUGAUGAGGAGUCCAGCCUUGGCCUUCCUAUCAGCCCCUUCAUGGAUCGAGCAGCCCCGCAGCUGGCCAAACUCCAGGAAUCGUUCAUCACCCACAUUGUUGGACCCUUGUGUAACUCGUAUGACUCGGCCAGCCUCAUGCCUGGACGAUGGGUGGAACCCAACCAGGAGGAGAGGGGCUCAGAGAUCGGGGAGAAUGAGGAGGAGGAUGAGGAGGAUACUGCAGAGGAAGACACAUCCACCUGCUCCGAAGCAUCCCAGAAAGCAGCUUCCAAGAAGAGGAGGAAAGUCUUCUGCCAGAUCACCCAGCACCUGCUGGAGAACCACGAGAUGUGGAAAAAGGUGAUUGCAGAAGAGAACCAAAAACAGGGGCAAGGAGCAGAGUCUGUCCAUUUAAACAAUGUAGCUGAACCUAUUCUUGCUAUUCAUGAAGAAGAAGAGGAGUCAGGUAGCAGAGAGGAGCUGAUAGAAGGAGAAGAUCCAGAGGAGGAACUGGAGGAACCAGAGUGGCCCGUGUCUCUGAGAGAAGACUCUAAACCUCCAGAGCAACUAGAGCAGGGGGACCCACAAUGAAAUAACACAUGGGAAAUAAGGCAUCAGUCAGGACAAGGACAUGAAGAAGUAUUACUUUGUUUCCUAUAAACUGACUCCUGUUUUUGCCAGCACAUCACUUAGACACAACACUGUAGAUGUUUGGGAAAUGUGUGCCUAUAAAGAAAAAAACAGGGUGGCAAAAUAUGUGCUUUACACAUUUUAUCUGAAUAUUUGUUUCACCAAACAGUUAAAGCUUUCCAUAUUGCAAUACGGGACUAUUCAUGUACUUUGGGAUACAGACUCUUUUGCUACUGUCAAAAGAAGAGGAAGCCUGGUGGCACAAGCUUCAACCCAUUGUGGUAACAUGGGACUCCAGAAAUUUGCUGUCAGUUUAUACAUAAUUACUUCCUGAAUGCAGUUAUAUAUAGACAUCACAGUUACGUGAACUUGUGUUUCAGUUUUAGCAUUUUGGAGCUCUCCCACAGUAUGUUUUUUUUUCUAUAUAUGGAUUAUAAAGGGAGUCAAAGAAAUGAGGAACACUGGUGUUUGCCAAAAUGAAUUACUCACUCAUCAAAUAUUUACACAUAUUAUGUUUUACAUUUGUUGCCAAAUGAAGUACUUUAUAUACGGUUUUAGUUUAACUCAGAGACCUGAGGCUCUUCACGCUAUGCGUGUGUGUCCAUUUGUGAGUACUCCAUUGUGCGUGCCUGUGUGUUUGAAUUAAUGUGCUCAUGUGCACAAUUCUUCUGCAGAUGACAUAGAUGAAUUCACCAAGUUUCUUCUUAUUUGUAAGGCAUUACUUUCCCAAAUACUGUAUUCUAGAGACCUGCACUGGCAUCAUUGAGCUGUUUGAAAAUGGUCUGUGUUGAAUUAAAACAAUAGUAAUGGGCAGAAUCUACACAAACUCUACCAAA